Molecule: messenger RNA, 6290 nt
Organism: Seriola dumerili (greater amberjack)
Lineage: Eukaryota; Metazoa; Chordata; Actinopteri; Carangiformes; Carangidae
Product: regulator of nonsense transcripts 1-like
Exons: 24
Coding region: 279-3626 (1115 amino acids)
Biological process (GO): nuclear-transcribed mRNA catabolic process, nonsense-mediated decay
Cellular component (GO): cytoplasm
Molecular function (GO): ATP binding; DNA binding; hydrolase activity
Source: RefSeq, a predicted model, not a curated record
UUCACAUGUGUCUCCUUGUCUCCUCCCCUUCCCUCGCGCCCUGCAGAUGACUUCCUGUAGCAGACAAGUGGUAGUGGAGUAGGAAAGGAAACGAGCAGGGGGAAGGAGACAAACGGAACGCGGCCGCAGUCGAGGCUCUGUAUCUCUCUCACACCACCACUGUUUGUCAUUUUCCCAUCGAUAGUCUGUCUCCGUUAUUAAUUUUCUCCCGGAUAAGCAAAAGUCCGUGCAAUAUUCGUUGGAAACGGCUAAAAUACCGUUGAAAAGAAGCAACAAACAUGAGCGUCGAGGCGUACGGGCCGAGCUCGCAGACUCUAACGUUCCUGGACACCGAAGAAGCCGAGCUGCUGGGAGCGGACACCCAGGGCUCCGAGUACGACUUCACCGAUUUUACCCUGCCGAGCCAGACCCAGACCCAAGGCCAGACCCAGAGUCAGCUCGACAGCCAGGUUAAUGGUCCUGAUGGGGUGCUACAGAAUGGAGACGACCCUGUAGUAAAGGCCAGUCAGUUGCUGGCAGAGCUGAACUUUGAGGAGGAUGAGGAGGACACCUACUAUACCAAGGACCUUCCUGUACAUGCCUGCAGUUAUUGUGGGAUUCAUGAUCCAGCCUGUGUGGUCUACUGCAAUACCAGCAAGAAGUGGUUUUGUAAUGGCCGUGGAAACACAUCCGGCAGCCAUAUUGUAAACCACCUGGUGAGAGCAAAGUCCAAGGAGGUGACACUGCAUAAAGACGGCCCUCUGGGGGAAACAGUGCUGGAGUGCUACAACUGUGGCUGUCGUAAUGUCUUCCUGCUGGGCUUCAUCCCCGCCAAGGCUGACUCAGUAGUGGUGUUGCUGUGCAGGCAGCCAUGUGCCAGCCAGAGCAGCCUGAAAGACAUCAACUGGGACAGCUCACAGUGGCAGCCUCUCAUUCAGGAUCGCUGCUUCCUGUCCUGGCUGGUCAAAAUCCCCUCAGAGCAGGAGCAGCUCAGGGCCCGCCAGAUCACCGCCCAGCAGAUCAACAAGCUGGAGGAGCUCUGGAAGGAAAAUCCAACUGCGACCUUGGAGGACCUGGAGAAGCCUGGUGUGGAUGAGGAGCCCCAACACGUCCUGCUGCGAUAUGAGGAUGCCUAUCAGUACCAGAACAUCUUUGGUCCCCUUGUGAAGCUGGAAGCUGACUAUGAUAAGAAGCUCAAAGAGUCUCAGACUCAAGACAACAUCACGGUCAGAUGGGACUUGGGACUGAAUAAAAAGAGGAUUGCAUAUUUCACUCUCCCCAAGACGGACUCAGAUAUGCGACUGAUGCAGGGAGAUGAAAUUUGCCUGAGGUACAAAGGGGACCUGGCCCCUCCAUGGAAAGGCAUUGGACAUGUCAUCAAAGUCCCUGAUAACUAUGGUGAUGAGAUUGCCAUAGAGCUGAGGAGCAGUGCCGGGGCUCCGGUGGAGAUCCCACACAACUUUCAGGUCGACUUUGUGUGGAAGUCCACUUCCUUUGACAGAAUGCAGAGUGCCCUGAAGACAUUUGCUGUGGACGAGACCUCAGUGUCUGGUUACAUCUACCACAAACUGCUGGGACAUGAGGUUGAAGAUGUGGUCAUCAAGUGUCAGCUGCCCAAACGCUUCACCGCUCAAGGCCUGCCUGAUCUUAACCACUCCCAGGUGUAUGCUGUGAAGACGGUGCUGCAGCGUCCCCUCAGUCUGAUCCAGGGUCCUCCUGGCACAGGGAAGACUGUAACCUCUGCCACCAUUGUCUACCACCUGGCUAGACAGGGCAACGGGCCAGUGUUGGUGUGUGCUCCCAGUAACAUUGCCGUUGACCAGCUGACGGAGAAGAUCCACCAGACAGGACUCAAGGUGGUGAGGCUGUGUGCCAAGAGCAGGGAAGCCAUUGACUCACCUGUGUCCUUCCUGGCUUUGCACAACCAGACCCGGAACAUGGACAGUAUGCCAGAACUUCAGAAGCUCCAGCAGCUGAAGGACGAGACUGGCGAGCUGUCCUCCUCAGAUGAGAAGCGCUACCGAGCUCUGAGGCGCACAGCUGAGAGGGAGCUGCUCAUGAAUGCUGAUGUGAUCUGUUGUACCUGUGUUGGUGCCGGGGAUCCUCGUCUGGCCAAGAUGCAGUUCCGCUCAAUCCUGAUCGACGAGAGCACUCAGGCAACUGAACCAGAGUGCAUGGUGCCUGUCGUCCUGGGGGCCAAGCAGUUGAUUUUGGUGGGUGAUCACUGCCAGCUGGGUCCUGUGGUGAUGUGUAAGAAGGCAGCUAAAGCAGGUCUGUCCCAGUCUCUGUUUGAGCGUCUGGUAGUUCUGGGCAUCCGGCCAAUCCGUCUGCAGGUCCAGUACCGCAUGCACCCAGCCCUCAGCGCCUUCCCCUCCAACAUCUUCUAUGAAGGCUCUCUGCAGAAUGGAGUCACUGCUGCGGACCGUGUGAAGAAAGGCUUUGACUUCCAGUGGCCGCAGCCUGACAAACCGAUGUUCUUUUACGUCACACAAGGCCAAGAGGAAAUUGCCAGCUCUGGAACAUCUUACCUGAACAGGACUGAGGCAGCCAAUGUGGAGAAAAUAACCACAAGGUUGCUGAAAGCUGGAGCGAAACCUGAUCAGAUCGGCAUCAUUACCCCCUACGAGGGACAGAGGUCGUACCUGGUCCAAUACAUGCAGUUCAGUGGCUCCCUCCAUACCAAGCUCUAUCAGGAGGUGGAGAUAGCCAGUGUGGAUGCCUUUCAAGGCAGAGAGAAAGACUUCAUCAUCCUGUCCUGUGUGAGGGCCAAUGAGCACCAAGGCAUCGGCUUCCUUAAUGAUCCCCGACGUCUAAAUGUGGCACUGACCAGGGCUAGGUAUGGUGUGAUCAUUGUGGGAAACCCUAAAGCCCUGUCCAAGCAGCCCCUGUGGAACCACCUGCUGAACUACUACAAGGAGCAGAAGGUCCUGGUUGAAGGCCCCCUCAACAACUUGAGGGAGAGCCUCAUGCAGUUCAGCAAGCCACGCAAAUUGGUCAACACCAUCAAUCCUGGGGGUCGAUUCAUGAGCACUGCCAUGUAUGAUGCCAGGGAGGCCCUCAUUCCUGGAUCUGUUUAUGACCGCAGCAGCAAUGGGCGUAUGUCCAACAUGUAUUUCCAGACUCAUGACCAGAUUGGUAUGAUUGGCACAGGCCCCAGUCCCAUGACCUCCAUGAACAUCCCCAUCCCCUUCAACCUUGUGAUGCCUCCCAUUCCUCCCUCUGGCUACAUGGGACAGGUGAAUGGGCCCUCAGCAGGUCGUGGUGGAGGUAUGAAGGGCAAGGCAGGCAGUGGAGGAGGAGGCGGGACUCGAGGUGGCCGUCAAAGAAACCGUGGCAACAUGGGGAACCAUGGUGGAGGGAACGGAGGAGGGGACCGCGGGCAUGGAGGACAUAUGAGCGGCAGCCAGGCCAGCCAGGACCUGGGCUCUCAGCCCUUCUCCCAAGGGCCUCUGACACAGGGCUAUAUCAACAUGAGUCAGCCGUCACAGAUGAGUCAGCCUGGGCUCUCCCAGCCUGAACUCUCCCAGGACAGUUACCUAGGAGAUGAGUUCAAGUCCCAGAUUGAUGUGGCUUUGUCCCAGGACUCCACCUACCAGGGGGAGCGGGCCUACCAACACGGUGGUGUGACUGGACUGUCCCAGUACUAGACUGUUGCUGAAAAGGAGCUAGGCCUGUGUGAAGCUUAGUUCAUCGGUAUUUUAAUCUGGGUAAUAACAAAAAAGAACAAACAUGGAUACCCGUUUUCCACUGCUACAACCGAAGCACCACUGUGUGAAAGUAACAGGAGAGAGACCGUGAGAAACCAACCAAUCACAAGAGUGAGAGCAAAAAUGGGAGUAGAGCUGGACAGGAAGAGAGCAAGAGAAGAGAGCGGGAGGCUGGUGGAGGAGAGAAGGCACUGCUGCUCACAUGCGAAGACAUGGCGAAGGAGAAAGCUGUCGUCGUCGUCGGAGCAGCGCAGUUGGAGAGGCGAGACCUUGGACAGGUCAACGAGGGUGGAAGGUCCGAAUGAUUCUGGAGUGGGGAGAGGGGAGACUGUGUCAUCUUGUCCCCUCGUGUGCCCCUGAACCCUCUGGGAUCUCCAGGCGGUAUGGUUGGGAAUCUUGCUCCAAAAGCUGAGAAAGAUGGAGAAGAAGAGGUGUCUCACACAGAAGUCCUCCAAGCUAACUCAACAGGACGUCCUCUGUGACUUGGAGAGAGAGAGAGAAAACAAAAGGGGACACAACUCUUGAAGCAGUUGACAUGGCAACUUUUUUAAACUCAAAGCUUGAAUCGAGGCUCUGCAUUUGAUCACAUCUAAGCAUCCAGGAGAGAGGAGUGUAAAGACACUGUUUGGCUGUUCGAGUGAACUCAAAAGUGCUUGUGGUGUUGUGCCUCAAAGAGUUGAAAUGAUAUUUGAGGAUUACACAGCCACGGAUCAUUCACUUUUCUUUCUCAGCUUUGAGUUGGAAAGUUUUCUAAAUAAAGGCUGUUUUCAUUGAGGUUUUCAGUGAUGUUUGCUAGUGUAGUGGGCUGUCUUUAAAGGCAGGUCUUUCUCAAGGUGGUCUGCAAAGAAUAAGUGGUGGAAUUAGCUCUUUAAAAAUAUAAACGUAAAAGAAAAACAUCUUUGUCUCCAGAUCUGAGGAUGACGGCUCCAAAGAUCUGAAUAGAGGGAGACAAUUUUGUUUUUGUUCUUCUAAGUGUAUCUCUUUAGUCGUGCAAAAGAGUGAAAGUGAACGCACCAUAACCAGCUUAUAAACGAAUGAAGUUUUCAUUCUUUUCUGCUGGCCCUGAAGCCACUAAAGCUAGCAGAUAUGGAUCAUUUUGACCUAUUACAUGGUAGCUAAAAGCAUCAAAUAAGCCAAAUCCAGAGGGCAGUACUCCCCAAAGACCCUUGCCCUAAAGUCAUAUAUCAAAAAACAUGCGUACAGUUAGAUCAUUUAUGUACAAUGUCACACCCUGAUUAUUGCAGUGAAGUGAAGCGAGAGAACACUUUUAUUACAGAAAUCAUGAACUUGAGGAGUAGCUGAACACUACUCAGUACAGAGGAUGAUGAAAACUUCUAAGGCCCCAUCUGAGAACAAACGUGUUGAAGAGAAACCUGGUCAUAGAUCUCACCACGUUGGACUUUGGUGAAAGAUAUUUUGAGAUGUAUUUUGGAAAGGCUACUGAUUUACAAAUUUAGAGGUUAUAUGUUGUACAUGCACUAUGAAAAUUGGCUCAAAGACAUUUUUAAUUUAUGAAAACCUGACAACCCAAGAGUAAUGUCUGUUGGUCGGACCUGAGUCCAGAGAACGCCUCAUGUUUUCUUGCUCUAGUUUUUUGGUUCUUUGUUGUUCUAAAGUCUUGAGCUUAUAGAAAAGUGAAACUGUCACAGAUAGUGCGUCAUGUGAAGGACAGAGCAGUUAGUUUGUUCUAUAACUUUCGUGAACUUUGUGUCUUAGUUUCAAUAUUCUGCACGUGUUGUAAGUUCUCAUUUCACAUGCUUUAGAUAGACACGUGAAGUUUUCUCGUACCUUGUUUUUAAUCGGUGUCUCUAAUUACUUGUGCACUGUACUGACCCUUGUUUUCCUUGUGAUCUAAACUACUUAGAUUUUCACAUCAUUGAAAUGCAUGACCCUAAAAUUGGUUUUAAAUAGUUAUGAUACCCCCCCCACACCCCACUGCCACUGAAAUGACUGUUUCAUCCAUCAGUUGCAGAGAGAACCUGGUAAAAGGUUCUCAGAGCCAUGGAGACAAAAAGCAACCACAAAGAUUUGAAUUUGUUUCCUCAACACAAGUUACUAGUGAGUGUUUUUUUAAUGUCCCCAGUUACCAACAAACUGAGGUCAGUUUGUGGCCAACUCCAGAUGUGGAGGUGACACAUCCCCAUCCUGUACAGGGCAUCAAUUUCAUAUAUAUUCCCUAAAUUCUUUAUGAAUCAUGUGUAGAAUAGUAGAUAAUCUGCUUGUUCUCUAUAUUUCUCUUACACCCUAUCCAGAUGACUAGUACUAGCUAGAUGCACAAGAUCAUUGACAUUUAGGUCUAACUUGAAAACACAAUAGCCUAUCACUGACCACCUCAUCCUUUACCAACAUAGUUUUGCAUGUCCUAUGACUGGAGGGUAACUUUUUGAGUUGGAUGUUUUCCUCUUUAUAUUUUUUUUUUCUAUGAUAAUCUUUAUUUGGCUUGUUGCUGUUUAAAACUGAACUGAAAACGUUGGCCACAUGGCUGCACCAUUUUGUUUUUCUUCCCACUAAUUGAUGUUGGUAGUUUGAAAAUAAUGCUCACAAAAAUCCUCCUGUUAAUCUUGGGACAUUAAAGUUUGCUUCUUUUUUUCUCCUUCAGUCUGA